This is a messenger RNA of Aspergillus fijiensis CBS 313.89, 2262 nucleotides long. Its product is annotated as DUF4246 domain-containing protein. Lineage: Eukaryota; Fungi; Ascomycota; Eurotiomycetes; Eurotiales; Aspergillaceae. The transcript is spliced from 3 exons. The coding region runs from base 1 to 2262 and encodes 753 amino acids. The record is from RefSeq and is a predicted model, not a curated record.
AUGUUGUUGUCUCACUCCAUCUUUCUGGGUCUCUUUGCUCUCGCUGCGACUACGAUCGCAAGUACCGCUUGUCUAGACAACUCCGUUCGUGAUACCAUCGCCUUCUUCAGUGGAACCGCUCUGACGUUCGGUUCCAACUAUACCAAUGCAGCAGACUGUGGCCACAAAUGCUCGACACUUCAGGCAUGUCGAACCUGGCUCUUCACCAGUGGUGGCCAGUUGCCAGGAUUCAGCGGAAUUCCCCUGGACUAUGAGUUCGAUUUCAACCAACGCUUUGCGCAUGGAGCACGCGAGAAUUACUCAAGAAGAGCCAUCAGGCUCACAGCACCUGAGGUCCAGAUGUUGCGACUCAUGGAACGGAUCACAGACAUUCCGAACUGGGAACACGAUGUGUUUAACGAACAAAAUCUUGCCCAGUGGCGUGCACAGGCAUCUUCAUCUUACGCGAGCCUUGACUCGAACUCAGAUCAGGACGUGGACAUGGACCUGAUCACAACGAAGGCAUGGUUCUGGUGCGUAGCGGAACUGCAGGAUAAGGCUAAGGGUCUCCGGGACACUGGAUAUGUCAUUGUUCUCAAUGCCGACUCCGGCGUAGGCAAAAUCGACGACGAGGCUCUGGGGGAUGAUCUCCAAGAAGCACUCCGUCCGCUCUUGCCGACAAGGAAGGGUGGUGGCAUUCACGAUUUAGUAGAUCCGUCGCUUUACAUGUUGGUCUAUGGCCGGACAACAGUUCUCAGCCACGGUGGUCGGGUUGCUCUGCCUGCGGCGGACGGCUCAAUCUCCCAGUUCUAUCCGCCUUCCACCGAUCCCAGACUAGCCACGGCACCUGUGCAGGAUCCCUCCAGGAGUAUAACGGCUCUGAUACCCCGAGAACUCUUUUAUCUUCAGGAUAAUCUCAAGUUACAACAGGUUUCCUUUCGCUUCCAAUGGCUGCCUUGCGAGGUGGAGUUUGCGGAGCCGUCGGGGACGGCAGUACGGAUCACCUCGCCUAUUCUUAUUUCUCGCGCGAUAGGACCGUGGAAUGAGGUCCUAGUCAAAGGCGCUGGCGGGCGCAUGCCUCGGCGCAUCUAUACCUAUGGCGUCACAGACCGAGAAGAAGAAUGUCCCAUAGAUGUAGACCCGCCGGAGGACAUUCUCCCAGUCGUGUGGAAUCAGAAGAUCACUCGACGCGCCUGGUCUCCGGAGCAAUGGGAAAGUCACUGCUCCAAGGUGCGAGAGUAUUUGACUUUGCCUGAUGUGGAUCCCAAGUACCGUGUCUUCGAACCCGAGCCCGGGGAUCCCCCUGAGACGGAGGAUCUUCUGGCUUGGAUGACGCCGGAGAUGUGGGCAUCCCCUGCACGCGUCGCGGAGAUUAUCCGGGCGAAGUUCAGGCGACUGCAUCGGUUCUCAUACCCCGAGCCCGGGAUUUCCUAUACGUAUGAAGACUGGAAAAGAGGCCAGACCGCGAACCCGAUCUUCGGGCCAUGGCCAUCUGACCACGAGUUCGACCCGCCUCGAAAUCACGAAUACUACUCGGUGUCGCUCGAAAAUCAGUUCCGCAAACAGGGUCUCCAGGUGAUUGUUCAAGUCUUCAGCAUCGAUCUGACGCCCGAGGGAUGUGGUGGUGACGAUGGUGCCCAUGCAUACCCCGGAGAUCCAGAGUUCCAAGUGGACGGGAUGCUCAACGAGCAUAUUGUCGCCACCGCACACUUCUGCUACAGCGCGGAGAACAUCACAGAGUCCCGCAUCUCCUACCAACAACGGGACAGGUUGCACAUAUUCGGCCAUCAACCGGACCCCUUCUGCAUCUACAAACUCUACGGAAUCCCUCCCUGUCCGGGACCGGGCGAAGACCCAAACGCUCUGCCGCUGCAAACCCUAGGGUCCGUCGCCGUCACUCAAGGUCGUUUUCUCAUGUGGCCCAAUGCCUUGCGAUACAAGAGGCUUCCGUUCUCCUUGCUCGACCCGAGCCGCCCAGGCCAUCAGCGGUGCGUCGUCUUGCGGCUGGUGGAUCCCCACUAUCGCAUCUGCUCGACUCGGAAUGUGCCCCCGCAGCAGCACGAUUGGUGGCGCAAUGCGGUCUUGGCGAAUUCCGCCACGACUCCGCUCUCGACUCUUCCCCAGGAGCUGAUGGACAUGGUCAUGAAGGAAACAGGGCCUUGGCCGAUGCAACUCUCCGAAGCUUUGCAGCACAAGGCAGACUCUGAGAAGGAGCGAGAGAAAGCCGUUCCGCACCAGCUUUUGUACAUUCAAUCCUACGAUUUCUGGUGGGAAUUGAGUUAG